GUCAAUCUUAUCUUCUUAAUAAUAAUAUUUAUAUUUUUUCCUUUGUGAAUGGUACACUUAUUGCAUUAUUUGUUUUACACUCCUGGAAAUUUAAACUAAUUAUUUCGAAAGUUAAUUAUGUAAUACUGUAGCGGACACGAGGUGAAAUGUUUCACUGGUGGUCCAAGAAAAAGUAACGAAUCCCAGUGUCCGAUGUUGCAAAAAAGUGAAAAAUUAGCAACAUCAUCAACAACAACAACUCCAUUGUCAGCUGGAAAAUCAAUGAAUAAUCGUAAUCAUCAAAACAGUACAAUUAGCGUAACAAAUUCACCGCAUCAAAAGAAACUUAAACAAUUGGCUAAAGAAAGAAAGGCAAGCAGAACACUUGGUAUUAUAAUGAGCGCCUUUAUUAUUUGUUGGUUACCAUUUUUUUUUCUUGCAUUAGUCAAACCAUUUAUCAAAGAUCCACAAUCAAUACCAAUGUUUGUAUCGAGUAUAUUUCUUUGGCUUGGCUAUUGUAAUAGUCUUUUGAAUCCAAUUAUUUAUGCAACAUUGAAUAGGGAUUUUCGUAGGCCCUUUAAAGAAAUUUUAUUUUUUCGAUGUAGCAAACUUGAUCUUAUGAUGAGGGAAGAAUUUUAUCAUAGUCAAUAUGGUGAUCCUGAAAAUAAAUAUAUUAGAUCAGGUGAUGAAAUUGGAGUUCAUCGUGGCGAUAAUCAUUGUGUUGAAGCCAUUGAUGUUGCACCCAACACACCUAAUGAAAGUUUUCUAUGAUCCAAGUGAAGUCGAUUAUCACUGUUAUUCAAAUAAUCUUCUAAUAAUAUAAUAUAUCGAAAAAAAGAAGCAUAUUCUAUAAGUAUAUAGAAAAUAUGAGGAUUAUUAUUUUUUUCAUCUGAUGGCAAUUUUUCAUUUUUUUUUAAAUUUAAUUUUAACUACAUAUAAAGGUAUUUUAUUUUAUUUAAAAAAAAAAUUAACUGUAACUUAACCUCAAAAUAAAAAAUGGUUAAAAGACCGAAAGAAUUCCAUUUAAUUUAAAACCCCUCAUACAACAGUUUUUAUGGUCGCUGAAUGCAAAUCUGAUGUUAGUUUUCCAAAAUUAAAAAUGGCGGAUUCAAAAUGUCGGACAAAAAAAUUUUUAAAAUCGAUCGAAAUUGCUUGAAACUAUUUUAUCGUGAGUUCUUUGGCCGCUGAUUGCGAAUCAAAAAAACAAUAAACACACGGAAAAAAAUAUUUUCCUGAAACAGCGAAAAGUUUCACUAGAAUAGCGAAAGAUUUAACUAAAACAAGUAAAACAAAUUCAAGUUAUAGUAAUUUAUUUCAAAACAAGUUGGUUUAAAUAAAAAUUUGAUUAAACAACUUAAAAUUCGUAAUCAGCGUCCAGAAAAACCGCCCCGAGAAAAGGGUUUCAAGACAUUUGGAUCGAUUUUAAAAAUUUUGCCCACCAUUUUGAAUUUUGGAAAACUAACAUCAGAUUUGCAUUCAGCGAUCAUAAAAACUGUUGUAUGAGGUGUUUUAGAUUAAAUGGAAUUCUAUCGGACUUUUAAUUCAGGAAUUUAUUUUUAAAUUUCCGAACUUAUUGCCAUUUAUGCGCCAUAUUGGAGUCGCCAUUUAAAAUUCCAAAAAACGCCACUUGGCAUUCGAAAGUAUAAAAAUUUACGAAUUUUUUAAGCCCCAGAACAAAUUGCAAUUUUUAUCUAAUUUUUAUAAAUAGUAGUUUAUUUUGAAAUAUUCUCUACAAUCGUAAGUUUUUCACGAUU
This is a messenger RNA of Leptopilina boulardi, 1733 nucleotides long. RefSeq names its product 5-hydroxytryptamine receptor 1-like. Bases 193 to 750 code for a protein of 185 amino acids. Gene Ontology annotation, cellular component: membrane. The record is from RefSeq and is a predicted model, not a curated record. Lineage: Eukaryota; Metazoa; Arthropoda; Insecta; Hymenoptera; Figitidae. Gene Ontology annotation, molecular function: G protein-coupled amine receptor activity. The transcript is spliced from 2 exons. Gene Ontology annotation, biological process: adenylate cyclase-activating adrenergic receptor signaling pathway.